Molecule: messenger RNA, 3408 nt
Organism: Pogona vitticeps (central bearded dragon)
Lineage: Eukaryota; Metazoa; Chordata; Lepidosauria; Squamata; Agamidae
Source: RefSeq, a predicted model, not a curated record
GUUGUGAUGUGGAAGACGUGGACUUAAGAUGACCUGAAGCCAAUCUAUAGGGGACAAAAUACAGUAGCUCCUCUCCAAGAGGAAGAAUAACAGCUGCCUUAGUGAGUACUCCAUAGAGAAAAAUGGAGGGACCACAUCCAGCACGCCUUAUACUAGGAGAAGGAUCAGGAGUUGGAAAAUCCUCUCGGGCCCUCCAGGCUGGGGCAAUCAGUGAGUUCUUGAGGUGGGCCACACCACCAGGAAGCAGAAUCGAACGGCAGGAAGGAAUUCCAUCCCAUGGGGAAGCCCAGUGGCAUGAAAUCUUGAAGACUUCUCACUCAGGAUGGGUAAAUUCCCAGUUCGCAGAAUUGCCUCCUUGGGAUGACCUGUCCACAUUUGAGCGGGUAGCUGAUGUGUAUCAGUGGCCACUUAAGGAAGGCAUGGCCAAACCAGUGCCAAAUCUCAGUGGAGAAACACAGGCAGCCUUUAAUAGCCUAGAAGCCAGAGAGAGAGGAGACUACGGCAAAGUGAAGGCCAUUGCUCCACAAGUAGACUCCAUUAAUGCAGAGAAGCAGCGUCAGCAUUUCAGGCAGUUCCGCUACCAAGAAGCUGAGGGGCCGCGGGAAGUAUGCCUUCGGUUGCGUGAGCUUUGCCAUCGUUGGUUAGAGCCGGAGAGCCGAACCAAGGAGCAGAUCCUGGAGCUGCUGAUCAUGGAACAGUUCUUGACUAUUCUUCCGAAGGAAAUCCAAAGCCAAGUUCGCGAACGUGGACCAGAGACCUGUGCCCAGGCUGUGGCGUUAGCAGAGGGUUUCCUGUUGCGGAAGCAAGAGAGUGGGAAACAGGAACGACAGAUAUCAGCCACCAUCCAAGGAGGUGCAAAUUGCUCUGAGACCCAGCGAUCCCCAACCAAUGCCAGACCUAGGCAAAUCUAUAAGGAAGCCAGACAGCAGGAUAAUGGGAAUGUGACCUCACUAGGUGCCAAGUUUUUGGGAAGAGCUGGACAAUACUUCCAGUGCCCAGACUGUGGGAAAAGGUUUAGGGGAGAGGAAGAACUGCGAGCUCACGGAGGCAUCCACAGGAAGGACAGACCUCAUGCCUGUUCUCAGUGUGGGAAAAGAUUCACUCGCCCGUCAGGCCUAGCCAAGCACCUAAAAACUCAUUCAGGAGAGAAGCCCUACCACUGUGGCCAAUGUCCCAAAAGCUUCAUUCAGAUGUCGCACCUCACUAGGCAUCAGAGAAUCCACACUGGGGAGAAGCCCCACCCGUGCGCUGAAUGUGGGAAACGGUUCAACUGCCCAUCAGACCUGGCCAAACAUCAGCACAUCCACACAGGGGAGAAGCCCUUCCGCUGUGCUGAAUGUGGGGCAAGAUUUAACCAGUUCUCCCACCUCACAAUGCAUCAGAGAAUCCACACAGGAGAGAAGCCCCACGCCUGCAGUGAAUGUGGGGAAACGUUUAGCCAGCGGGCACAUCUGACCAGUCACCACAGGAUCCACACAGGAGAGAGGCCUUAUCGCUGCAACUAUUGCCAGAAGUGUUUCAGUCACCUUUCCGCUCUCACAGUACACAAGAGGAUCCACAUGGGCCAGAGGCCUUAUGGCUGCCCUGAAUGUGGGAAAAGGUUCAUAGCUUCCUCUGCCUUAACUAGGCACCAAAGGACCCACUCUGAAGAAAGGCCUCACACGUGCAAUGAGUGUGGCAGGAGGUUCAACCAGCUCUCUCACCUUCAUAGGCAUCGAAGGACCCAUUCAGGUGAGAGGCCCCAUAGCUGUACCGAGUGUGGGAAAAGAUUCAACCAGCUCUCCUCUCUGACCAGGCACCAGAAGAUCCACACAGGAGAGAAGCCGUAUUCCUGUGAGGAGUGCGACAGGAGGUUUAUCCGACUGGCUGAUCUCAUAAUUCAUCAGAGAAUCCACACCGGAGAGAAGCCGUAUCGCUGUACGGAAUGUGGGAGGAGGUUCAGGCAGAGACAAACACUGGUCAAACACCAGAGACUUCACCCAAUAACAAAUUCAUAAUGUAUACGUACAUAUAUGAAAUAAAGCUAAGUUCUCCUGUCUUUGGGUUUAUGUCCAACAAAUGGAUAUUCUGAAGCCUCUAAAAUGUUUAAAAGAACAGCAAGAGAGAGAUGUAAUUUCCGGUAUCUCACAUUCUCCUGUCAUCCGAUCUGUUCUUUUUGGUCCUACCAAGGAAACAGUUUUUUUUCCAGCAACAAUUUUCAAAACUCCCCCUACACAAAAAAGAGAGAAUUUUUCAGUCAGUUUUAUCGUCAGAUGGCCACACAUGUACCGGAAGGGGCUCUCUUACAUUCUGAAGGGAAAAAAAGGAUCUAUGGCUUUCCAAACAUUUUGGCUUCAGCUCUGUUUUUAGAUCUGGAAUGGGACUCCAGAGGAUAACUCCGUAUCUGGAAGUAAUGUAAAGUUGUUCCUCCAAUACACACUUUUGUGCAAGUAGCACUCAAUUAACUUGAUUACGUAAUGAUCAGCUGACCGAAUCCUGUUGCAAAUUGGCUGUACAGUAGUCCUUCUGUACGCUAAGAAUUGAAUGGUGUAAGGAACCAUCUGGGUUUGGUGCACCUGCUGCACAUGCCCACCCUAGAAGACUGGACCUUCUCCUUAAAAUCCUGUGGGGGAAAAAAUAAUUCCACUUUGAGGCAGGGUACAUUGGCAUCCAGUGUUAGAGUUCACCUAUGAAAUAUGUCAUGGGCUUACAAAAUGGGCUGAAUGUGUUCUGCCUUAAUCAUUUUAGCACUGGUAGAAUAAGAGAAAAGGGCCUUACAGAUAUAUGGGUUGUCUUGUUGGGUUAGCGAAAGGCUUGUCUAGUCCACGAUCCUGUUCCUGAUGGUGGCCAGCCAAAUGUGUUCAAGUACCUCACACUGACCAUGGUAAAUGGCUGAUUGUCCUUAGCAUCUGCUGUGAUCUAGCUUCCAUGUUAGGAGGUAGAAUUCCCAGGUAUUUGAACACCUCUCCUGUUCAGAAGUCAAGUGAGAAUGGUUCUGGACUCUGGGAUUGUUGCAUUUUAUUUAAGAAAGUGUUUCAGUCUAAAACAUUUCCCUACCAGUCUGUGUGCAAGUUCAAGAAUGUAGCUAUAGAGGCAUGUGCUUAAAGAUAAUAUUUUGAAGAAGGAAGAAGAAACUUGAAGUUGGUUGAUGUGCUUUAAGGGCUGGAGGGAGACAAGCUGAGGUAUAUCUUCAAACAGAAUCUUCCAGCCAGCACAAGAGCAGCCAUGUUGGCUAGGUUAUUCUGGGAGCUGUCGUCUUGAAAAGUAAUAUUUCUAGGCUCUGUCCUGGAGCCAUGUGAGGGGGUGGGGUGGGGAACAAUUACCUGUCACAUUGAGGGGUGGACUGAGGAAUCACUGAAAACAGCUUUCCUUAUGAAGUGAAAUAAAUAAAAUGGCUAGCUGCAUUUCUGUGGUAAUGAAUUAUUAAAG